AUGCGGCGACCGUUCUUGCGAGGGAUUCCGCACGAGGAUACGGGAUCCGAUCCUGAGCUCGGUGAGGAGAAAGUCCCUGAUUGCGCUAGGCUCGAUGGUAUCCCUCAAAAGAUUGAGAUGCCGUGGAGAUCAUCGUCAAGAUCUCUGGCUCGGGAUGGUCGAUCGGGGAUGACCGAAGAUAUAGUCAUCGCUUUGCGGGAGAGGGUGGGAAUCAGUGACGCGGUCAAGAUUCUCGUUCCCUUACCUGACCAAAGGCCGAUGGACGCUCCACCUGGAUGGUUUUGCCUCUACGAAUGCUUCCUCACGGAGUUUGGAAUACGUUUUCCGGUCCUCCCGUUACUUCUCGAGUAUGCGUAUGAGCGGGGUGUAGCGUUGAGUCAGCUGACCCAUGGUGUAGUGCGGCAUAUGGUCUUCUCGGACCGCUCUGGCGAAGGCAGCCGGGAUGAAGCUAGACAGGGAGCUCUUUGA
This is a messenger RNA of Microthlaspi erraticum, 468 nucleotides long. NCBI's taxonomy places the organism in Eukaryota, Viridiplantae, Streptophyta, Magnoliopsida, Brassicales, Brassicaceae. The record is from the annotation of a GenBank genome assembly.